AUGGGCUGCUUUUUUUCUACAGCUUCAUCUGGGAUCCAUACGGAUUUAUAUCGCGAACUUGAGAAAACAAGGAUAGAACGGCAGUUAGCAAUAGCUCAACUUCUCGAGCAACGUCGACAUGCAUAUAAGCUCGCUGAGGAACGCGAGAAGUUGAACUGGACUGCUUCAGGUGGAGGCAUUAUGAUGGUGUUCUGCGCACUCGCUUCAUAUCACCACAAGAACAUGUUGCCCUUGUUACCAGUGUUCCCUACCAUAGGCUACCUGGGUUAUAAAGCACAUUACUGUUACGGAAAUAAAACAAAUAUAAUCAACGGUCUGUCCCAGCUUUAUUUUCCCUCCUAUUCCACCCUCAGUGCAGGAUGUACGAAAUCGAAUGAAGGAACUGAAAGAACUGAAACGGGAAGAGGACUUGUUUUUGUGACGUCAUUGAUCCGGCGAUUCUGUUCUUUGUUCUACGAGUUUUCGAGUUUUGGAGCUUUCGUAAGGUGUCAUCGCGCUCCUUCUAUGUUUCAGAUGGGACAAACGAUAUCCACAGGAGGAAGUAACGCUGCGGAGCUCAAAAUGCUCAAUGAUGAUUUUAUUGAAGCCGAAGUUGUGCUGAAGAACCUGCAAGCUGCACACCAGCGGGCUGUCGAGUUGAUUGAACGACAAGAACGCUUCACAUGGGAAUUUCUUGGCAUCGGCACUAUGGCAGUCGUUCUUCUAGCAGCCGGUGCCUUCAGUAAAAGAAAGUAUAUUCAGGAUUUUGCCAUUCCCAUUGCACCGCUUGUUAUGGGACUGGGAUAUAGGUAUGACUGCGCUUUUGGAACGAAUCACGAGCAAGUCAGAGAUAAUGCUGAGGCCAUGAUAAAGAGAAAAGAUGACCGAAUAAGAAUGGUUGGAGGACCUCUGACGCUCAGCGAAGUUGAUGCAUAUCGAGAACGGCAUUUUCGAUAA
This is a messenger RNA of Cooperia oncophora, 936 nucleotides long. The record is from the annotation of a GenBank genome assembly. Lineage: Eukaryota; Metazoa; Nematoda; Chromadorea; Rhabditida; Trichostrongylidae.